This is a messenger RNA of Prorocentrum cordatum, 455 nucleotides long. The record is from the annotation of a GenBank genome assembly. NCBI's taxonomy places the organism in Eukaryota, Dinophyceae, Prorocentrales, Prorocentraceae.
CAGCGUCGGCCAGCAGGCCGGCAAGCAGCCCACCCCGCGUCGUCCGCGUCGAGUGGCGGCUCGUGCCGUGCGGCGCCGGCGCGUCGGCUGGGCGCUCCGUGCUGGAGGCCUACCUGGCGGACGGCAGCAGGUCGCGGCUGGAGAGGCUACCCGACGCGGGCGUGGUGGAGUCCUCCUUCUCGCCCGAAGAGGGUGGACUGGUGGGGCAGCUGUACAAGGGCCGCAGGGCCAGUGGCGAGCAGUUGGUACGGCCGUUCGGCGCCGCCGAGCUUCGCCACCUGGCGGCCGCGUGCGGCGCCCGCCCGUUCUGCCCCCUGAGCAGGAACGGGCACCACUUCGUGCGGGACCUGUGGAACGCGGCCGUCGCGGGGCCGCUCCGCAGCAGCGACUGCCCCGAGAGGCGGCGCAGCGCGCUCCUGCGGGGCCUUGCCCAGCCCCUCGGCUGAUGGGCCGAU